Molecule: messenger RNA, 1236 nt
Organism: Echinostoma caproni
Lineage: Eukaryota; Metazoa; Platyhelminthes; Trematoda; Plagiorchiida; Echinostomatidae
Source: the annotation of a GenBank genome assembly
AUGUCUGAAUGUGAAAUAGAAGCAGCUAUUCUCAAACAUUAUGAAAUACUAAAGCGUCUUGGAAAAGGGGCUUAUGGUAUAGUGUGGCGCGCAAGAAACAAAAAGAAUGGUGCUACUGUCGCCCUGAAAAAAAUUUUCGAUGCUUUCAGAAAUCAAACAGACGCACAGAGAACGUUUAGAGAGAUAACAUUUUUACAAGAGUUUGCUGGACAUCCGAACAUAAUAAGACUUUUAAAUGUGAUCAAGGCGGACAAUAAUAAAGAUAUUUACCUGGUAUUCGAAAACAUGGAAUCUGAUCUACACAAAUGCAUACGAAAAGGAGAUGUUUUAAAAGAUGUGCAUAAAAAAUACAUUUUUUACCAACUCUUGCGUGCGGUAAAAUUUAUUCACUCUGCGAAUGUUAUUCAUCGGGAUUUGAAGCCCUCAAACGUCCUACUCAACUCCGAUUGCUUGGUUAAAGUUUGUGACUUUGGCCUGACACGCUCACUUACCGGGAUUGAUGCUCCGUUAAACGGCGGUGAUCCGGAAUUGACGGAAUACGUUGCCACAAGAUGGUAUCGUGCCCCGGAAAUCCUUCUUGCAUCUAGUCGAUAUACAAAAUUUGUGGACAUGUGGAGUCUCGGUUGCAUUUUGGGCGAAAUGUUGUCCGGUAAACCCUUGUUUCCUGGGACUUCAACAAUUAAUCAAAUUGAACGAAUCGUGUCUGUUGUUGAUAUGCCUUCAGAUCAAGAUGUGGCCAGUCUCCAGUCGGAAUACGGAAGAUCUAUCCUCGAUAAAGCACUCCAGAAACCGAGAGGACGUAUGGAAGCAUUUUUCUCAUCCGAUGUGGAUCAACAUGCUGUGGAUUUGGUAAAAAAGUUUCUAGUUCUCAAUCCAUCCAAACGACUGACUGUCGAACAAGCUCUGAGUCAUCACUAUGUGAAAAAAUUUCGAGAUCCGAAAAGUGAAAUUGUCAUGGAUCAUCCGGUCACACCGGUACUCCGAGAUGAUCAACAACUGAGCGUGUCAGACUAUCGGGAAAAAUUGUACGAGGUAUGUGAUCUGAUUGUGGUCCGGUCGCGUGUGCUCGUGUGUUUCUCUGACUCGUCUGAUACACAUCCGAUUCUAUUCGCCUGCUUCAUAUGCCUGCUCACCGUAUUAAUAACCGCCGAUAAAGUUAUGGUAACCACGAGUCGUCUGUCUGAAAUGGAGGCCCAGGAUUUGGUCAAUAGCAAUAGCAAUCCUCCAGGGUCGUGA